Messenger RNA from Trichoderma breve, 774 nucleotides. RefSeq names its product ribonuclease-III-like domain-containing protein. The transcript is spliced from 3 exons. Bases 1 to 774 code for a protein of 257 amino acids. NCBI's taxonomy places the organism in Eukaryota, Fungi, Ascomycota, Sordariomycetes, Hypocreales, Hypocreaceae. Gene Ontology annotation, cellular component: mitochondrial large ribosomal subunit. The record is from RefSeq and is a predicted model, not a curated record. Gene Ontology annotation, biological process: mitochondrial translation; RNA processing. Gene Ontology annotation, molecular function: structural constituent of ribosome; ribonuclease III activity.
AUGGCUCUCCAGUCCUGUCGCCCGAGCCUGGCCCGCUGCCGGCACGCCGCUCGUGCCUUAUCCCCCUGCGUGCGCGCAUACGCGACCGAAUCCGCGCCGUCAACGCCAGAGACCUUCAAGGUCCCCGCCACAACACCCAGCACAAAUACGAAGCCGCGAUGGAGCCAGACGCCCGAGGGCAUGAAGGCGCCGCUGCAGCUGGACUUUGCGAAGAGCGCCAAGAACAAGAUUUGGGCGGUGAACAACGACCCUACGCGGCUGGACGAGGUGUAUAACCGCUUGCUGGGGCCCGGGGGCAGCAAGAUGCUGCCAGAGGAGCUCAAGUGGCUGGCCGUGACGCAUAAGAGCUUCGAUCAAGGGAGGAGAGGGUUCAAUGACCGAUUGGCAUUGCUAGGACGGUUGACGAUGGUAAUGGAAGCAACAAAGGAGAUUGUGAGCAAGGAGCCCCUCGCUGGCUCAAUACUCCCCGACCAAUUCGACAGAACGCCAUUGGAGGAUGAUCAGCUACUGUCGGUGGACAACCUCAAUGCCAUGGGACCCCGAGACAUGAUUGGCAAGGACAAGCUCUACCAGCUGGCUAACAACGUGGGGCUGCUGGACGUGGUACGGUGGAAGCCUCGAUUGCCCCGACGACUUGAGGCCUCUGGCGUGGAAGUUGUGCUGAACUCGGCGCUUAUGGCCAUCGUUGGCGCAAUCACACUGCAGCACGGAUCGGCCGUGGCAGCACAGGUGGUGAGGGAGAGAAUAUUGGCACAGGUGCCCAAGGACGACUGA